Molecule: messenger RNA, 858 nt
Organism: Procambarus clarkii (red swamp crayfish)
Lineage: Eukaryota; Metazoa; Arthropoda; Malacostraca; Decapoda; Cambaridae
Source: RefSeq, a predicted model, not a curated record
AUGGAUAAUGGAGUACCUCACGAACAGGAAACAGAGGAUCACAGUAAGGAACGAAAUGUCAGGUUGCAGACCCGUGCAACACCUCGCCAGUCUGUUGCUCUUGCAGCUUGGAGAAGUGGCCCAGGCAGUUACAUUCGAGAGGUCAUUGUAGAACCCCCAGACACCUGCAGGAACCACCAAACACCUGCAGGAACCACCAAACACCUGCAGGAACCACCAAACACCUGCAGGAACCACCAGACAAAUACCUGCAGGAACCAUCAAACACCUGCAGGAACCACCAAACACCUGCAGGAACCAUCAAACACCUGCAGGAACCACCAAACACCUGCAGGAACCACCAGACAAACACCUGAAGGAACCACCAAACACCUGAAGGAACCACCAAACACCUGCAGGAACCACCAGACAAACACCUGCAGGAACCACCAAACACCUGCAGGAAGCACCAGACACCUGCAGGAAGCACCAGACAAACACCUGCAGGAAGCACCAGACAAACACCUGCAGGAAGCACCAGACAAACACCUGCAGGAAGCACCAGACAAACACCUGCAGGAACCACCAGACAAACACCUGCAGGAACCACAAGACAAACACCUGCAGGAACCACCAGACAAACACCUGCAGGAACCACCAAACACCUGCAGGAACCACCAGACAAACACCUGCAGGAACCAUCAAACACCUGCAGGAACCACCAAACACCUGCAGGAACCACCAGACAAACACCUGCAGGAACCACCAGACAAACACCUGCAGGAACCACCAGACAAACACCUGCAGGAACCACCAGACAAACACCUGCAGGAACCACCAGACAAACACCUGCAGGAACCACCAGACAAACACCUGUAA